Molecule: messenger RNA, 1265 nt
Organism: [Torrubiella] hemipterigena
Lineage: Eukaryota; Fungi; Ascomycota; Sordariomycetes; Hypocreales; Clavicipitaceae
Source: the annotation of a GenBank genome assembly
CCGUUUUGUAGCGAAAGAACUAGCCUUUUUCACCAGAGUUCCGACACGGUUUCAAGGAUCUUUUAAUUUUACAAAUAGUUUCCGCGGCCCACCAAGUAAAGAGAUUGACCGCAAGUGGAACAGAUUCUCUGCCAAUUGCGAGAUUGACAGCCUUAGUAUAGUGAGCCUACGGCGGCUAACAGAGGCAGCGCAGCCUAUAUUGACGGAACAGCCUCACUCAUAUCAGUCACCAUAGAGGAUAUUAGGCUUGCCAAUAAAACAUCAUCUCCAAACUCGAUCGAGACAACAACCGAGUACGGCGAAGAAAAUGGCGGUGGCUACAGGGGUAGCUUGGAGCUCUUCCAUCAACUACGCUGCCUCGUAUGCAUUUCUCCGCAUAUGGCCUGAUUAUGUGCUAAUACAAAAGAACACCUUCUCUAGAACCUCCUACGCAAGGCCGUGCGCAGCGAAUACUACAUCACGAUGCGACCCGGCCCGGACGGCCUCCGUAAUGCUACAUUAGCGACCCAUCUCGACCACUGCGUUGAGAUUCUGCGCCAGGUCCUCAGCUGCAACGGCGACGCUGGGCUCAUCACAUAUCACUGGGUCAAGGGCAACCCGACGACGUAUCCCGACUUUAACACAUGGCACCAAUGCCGGGACGCGGAAGCCAUCUUGGCAUGGUCUAAGCAGCGUGAGGCCCCAAUCAAGGUGCCGCUGGCAAAACAAUUAUUCCCGGCGCAUCAUGAGCUGGACGAGGCGCCUUGAUGGGGGAAGCGGCCAACACCAACAGCCACACCCGGGACAGAGUUGAGGAUUCGUGCAUAUUGAGGCGGCCAACACACAAAAGCCAGUGCGUCGCGUGAUGGGUAGAUUCAUGCAGCGCGGGCUGUAAAACCCGGGGUAUAGAUGCAAUAGAUAAGAAAGCGGCUGGAUUUGAAUCUGGGUUGGAGGGCAGAAUGCGGCUGCUGAUAAGCAGUGCCAAGAGCUGUGGUGCAUUGCGCCAUGCCACUCAUUAUGAUGGAGCGCGGUGUUGUGAGGAGUGUGUCAUGUUUAUGUGGCAGCGGUGUGGUGCUGAUGUGUUUCGGAUAGAAAUUGAGCUUGCUUUGAAGUUGCUCGUCUUUAAUUGUGCACUUACUGUAGUUAGUGAUGGCAUUAACAAGUAUAUCGAUGAUACGAAUGUUUUAACAAAGGUGAAGGAUCUCGAGCACCAAGUACGAGUGUGCGGAGGGCACGUGAGGAGGCGUGCGAUUUGCCUUGGAAGCUGCUGCUGUUUAGGCCGUUGU